UAUAGUUUAACCAAAGCAGUAACGCUGUUCGUUAUCUGAAGGCAUCUGGAGAUAACGUGAAAUGAACUGGAACUGGUUGAAACCGUCAUACUGGAUUACAACUCAGCACAAUCAAACAGUUCCAGAAAACGCUAUAUUUUAUACAUCCGUUGAUUUUGAGGUAUCAGCAUCUCAUUAUCGAAAACCGGCAAUAUACGCCUUCGGGUCGUACCUUUUCGCUUUUUGCGAGCAGAGGCUUGACACUAUCAAGGAUUACGGCAUAAUGCACAUAGGAAUGAGGCGCAUCAAAGCUUCAAAAAUCAAAAAGGGUUCACCUGAAGGUCAUAAAUGGGAUGUUUAUCAGCAGUUACCUGUGCUAGACGGAUUUAGAACGAUGAAUCCUUGCCCUGUUGGUUGCUCCGACACAAACAAUCUCUAUCUUUUAGUAUCUGCCAUUAGUGUCCAUGUUCUGGAAUCUGAAAUUUUGAAAGGAACCAGUAAUGAAGAUUUUAAAAUUUAUGUGUCAUGCUCUUCUGACUUUGGAGACACAUGGAGCGAUUGGAAAGAUAUAACUUACAAUUUCAGCGAAAAUCUUCCAGUUGGCGCAAAGUUUGUUGUAACUGGCCCAGGACACGGAUUUGAAAUGCAAUCAGGGUGUUUAGUUGUGCCUGGUUUUUUCUAUCGCAAUCCCGAUCUGUUUAAAUUAAAUAAAAGUGUUCAUCUUUCUAGUAAUCACCUGAAGUAUCCAUUUCGAAACGUCGGCUGCUCAUUCUGUUUGCUCAGUACUGAUAAAGGUAGAUCGUGGUUCAUAUCAAGUUCAACUGAUAAUUUUGCUUUUUGUGUCUCUGGAGGGUUGUUUCGAAAUAUGGGAGAGUGCAGUAUCGUAGAAUGUAAACGGGACUGCUUGCUUUUGAAUUCGGGGGAAUGUGGAAAUGGCCAAUAUAGAAUAUUGGCAAAAAGUUUGGACGGCGGCUUGAAUUGGAGUCGAGGAAGUUUGUGUACAGAGCUAAGUGAAAGUAGCAGCAGAGGAUGCAAGGGCGGCUUGGCUAAAGUAGUCCACGAAAAUGUUACGUUUGUGGUUGCGAUCAAUUGCGGUCAUCCUUCAGCUAGAAAAAAUCUGACUCUCUGGCUUAGCAGUGAUUGUGGAAAAACGUGGUCGAAGCCCUGGACUGUCAUUGAUGAUCAGUUCUGUGGUUACUCGGACAUUGAUACAGUUAUUUGCCCUGGAUCCAAGGAGCAGUAUGUGCUACUGAUCUUCGAAACUGGAGAAAAGUCAGAGCAUGAAAGAAUUGACUUCUUGUGUGUUGAUUUUGCCGAAAUUCUACAAAUGUGCCAAUUGGAGUAAAACUUAUUUAAACUGGACAUAUCAGUAAGCUAUCAAAAUAUAAUUUAUAUUUUUUUAUUUCAUAGAGUUAAAAUACAUUUUGCUUAGAUUUUAAUUUAUUGUUGCAAAUCUGACUACUGAAAAGUCAGAGCAUGAAAGAAUUGACUUCUUGUGCGUUGAUUUUGCCGAAAUUCUACAAAUGUGCCAAUUAGAGUAAAACUAUUUAAACUGGAAAUAUCAU
Symsagittifera roscoffensis is the source of this 1544-nucleotide messenger RNA. Its product is annotated as sialidase-3-like. Bases 62 to 1324 code for a protein of 420 amino acids. Gene Ontology annotation, molecular function: exo-alpha-sialidase activity. The record is from RefSeq and is a predicted model, not a curated record. Gene Ontology annotation, biological process: ganglioside catabolic process; oligosaccharide catabolic process. The transcript is spliced from 2 exons. Lineage: Eukaryota; Metazoa; Xenacoelomorpha; Acoela; Convolutidae. Gene Ontology annotation, cellular component: membrane; cytoplasm; intracellular membrane-bounded organelle.